AUGUACAUCCGUAUGCAAACGGGAAUACACGGUGUUAGCUAUACAAAGUCAUACUUUAACACUGCCGCCGACCGUCUCUCAGCCCUCCCAAACGACGUGCUCGCGCGCAUCCUGUCUUUCGCGCCAACGCACGAGGCCGCGGCCACUGCCCUCCUCUCACGCCGGUGGCGAUCCGUGUGGCACCGGACCAGCUUCCUCAACCUCGACACCAGGCCCUACUGUACUCGGAGGCUUGAGCCUUUCUUCGAAGACGCCCACGACAUCCUCGCAUCGCUCCGUCGGCCGCGCCGCGGCUCCCGCCGGCGCCGCCAUGGUGCGGGCCUCAAGACACUCAAGCUCUUCCUGGAGGAAGGAGCCUACUACAUCAGCAAGAGCUGGCGCAGGGAGGGGGACGAUGCCGAACCGGACCACAGGGUCGCCGAACUCCUGGCCGACCCUGCUGUGGCGCGGCUGGAAGAGCUCAGCAUCGGCUGCGCGAAGGGCCACACAAGCGACGACCGUUACUUCCCGCCACUGGCAUCCCUGCCGUGCGCCGUCACGCUCCGGGUGCUGGAGCUCACGAACUGCAACCUCGAGCCGCCGUCGACGGCGCCGUCCUCGGGCCUGGCUUUCCCGUGCCUGACAGAUCUGACGCUGCGUAACUGCUUUUUCUUGGAGGGGUAUCUCCAAGACGUGGUCGACGCCACGCCGGCACUCACCAGCCUGGCUCUGGCGAACGUCAGACAGAAGGCGGCUGGUUCUGGCGAGAGAUUGUACGACUGGGACUACUUCAUGCUGCCACUUCGCCUCCGAUGCCCGACGGUCACCGCCUUGGUGCUCGUGACCUUUGUCGACGAGAAGCAGUUCAAGGCAUCCGCCGCUGGCUGCAGCGGCAUCGAGCUCGACAUGCCGAGCCUCCGCUUCUUCCGGUUCCAGGGAUACCCCGUCAAGCUCUCGCUCACAUCGCCGGCACCGGGGCUCGCCACGAGGGCCCUCAAGGUGCGCCUCCAGAGCAUCGAAGACAUCGUCGCCGACGACGAAGAUAAGGACGGCGGGGUCAUCCUGCCAACGUUCCCAAACCUCAAGCUCCUCGAACUAGACGGAGAGUACUGGCUGCACAAGAACAGCAAGACAGUGGUAGCAACGGCGAGGCUUCUCCGCUCCUGCCCGGUUCCGGCUCAGACGAGCCUCCGGAAGGUGACGCUGCGCUUCAAGUUCCUCCGGAAGGUCAACUGCUUCCCGACGCAGCUCGCCAAGUUCCUCGCGGAGAACGCGUUGGUGCUCGAGGAGAUGCACGUCGACGACGGCAGCCAGUUCUGGCCGGACCACCUCUGCCACAAGGUUGGGAUGUGGAGAGCCGAGUCGUUCCGGAGGAAGAACCUGCCGGCCACGGCCGCCGGCUUUCGGGUGUGCCAGCUGCCGAUGGAUAAACCCGCGAAAGAUCCUGAUGAAGAAUCGUGUUACGGUUACGGUUACGAGUACGAUUAG
Molecule: messenger RNA, 1467 nt
Organism: Aegilops tauschii subsp. strangulata
Lineage: Eukaryota; Viridiplantae; Streptophyta; Magnoliopsida; Poales; Poaceae
Source: RefSeq, a predicted model, not a curated record